Molecule: messenger RNA, 2535 nt
Organism: Aspergillus alliaceus
Lineage: Eukaryota; Fungi; Ascomycota; Eurotiomycetes; Eurotiales; Aspergillaceae
Exons: 3
Coding region: 1-2535 (844 amino acids)
Source: RefSeq, a predicted model, not a curated record
AUGCGCUUAAUUCGCACGCAGCCCCCACUCGACCUAGAGGAGUUUUCGGAGAAUGAAGUCCCACCAUACGCGAUCCUAUCGCACAGAUGGGGCUCGGAGGAAGUCACAUUCGAGGAGAUGACCAACAAGGACGAAAGGAUAAAGCGAAAAGCGGGAUACCGCAAGAUCGAGCAGUUUUGCGCCCGUGUAGCGCGCGAUGGCUUCGAAUACGCAUGGGUCGACACCUGCGCUAUCAAUAAGGAUAGCAGCGCCGAGCUGUCGGAAGCGAUCAAUUCAAUGUUUGGCUGGUACCAGCGUGCCAAAGUGUGCUAUGCUUACCUGAGUGAUGCGGACGAAGGGACGAUAUCUCAAAGUCAAUGGUUCACGAGAGGAUGGACUCUUCAGGAACUUAUUGCUCCGCCGACUGUGCUUUUUCUUGCGAAGGAUUGGUCGGAGAUUGGGAAUAAAACGUGCUUAAGUGCUUUGAUUCAAGAGAUCACCGGCAUAGAUGAGGGCAUACUGCUUGGUUCUUCACGGCCUCAGGACUUCAGUAUUGCGAAACGAAUGUCCUGGGCCGCUGGAAGAAGGACCACGAGAACUGAAGAUGUUGCAUAUUGUCUCAUGGGGAUUUUCAAUGUCAACAUGCCGCUGCUGUAUGGGGAGGGUGAGCGAGCAUUUGCUCGAUUGCAGGAGGAAAUUAUGAAGGACUCGGAUGACCAGACGCUGUUUGCCUGGGAGAACGACGAUAUUUCAUUCGAGAGUCCUAGCGGCUUGUUGGCACGGUCACCUGCCGAUUUCAAACCAACGGGAGGUGUCGUGCCUUUCCACUUCUCCAAAGAUGCGGCUCCAUUCGCCUUGACUAACCGAGGUAUUCGAAUGCAUUUGCCUCUCAUACCACCGUAUGGGAAGCAGACCAUGGCGAUACUAGAAUGUCAGGACAGGUCUGGUCUUGUGGGACUUAUCCUGAUGUCCAUUGCUGACACGGAUAGACCAGAAAGCCAGUUUUGUAGGGUAUGUGGGGGACUUAAAUGGGACAUACCGCUAGAAGUUCUAUCAGGGUCUGUUCUCGACACCAUCUACGUGAUAAAGAGCUACACCGCUGGGCCAAUAGCUCUGCAAGAGGGAACAAACAGAUGGCGCACAUAUGGUAGCCGUGAUCGUGCCCGACAUCUAAGCAAAUAUGUGGUCCAGCCCCGAGGACACCACAAAAAUCUAAUUGUCUGCCUUGAUAGUGGAAAAGGGCGUUUCAGCGCCGAUUACAACGACUCAAGCAUGGCCAAGCUCCAUCGCAUGUUCGAUAGGGUUGAGAAUCACCAACUAUGCUAUUACCAAGUCUUGAAUCCCAAAGCUAAAUCUGAAAGCUACGUACUUGGUGCAUACAAGUUUUUGAUGACACACUUUGAACAUGACGAUCAGAUUUGUCUCUUUGGCUACGCUAACGGAGCAUUUGCUGUGCAGAGGCUGGCCUGUCUCAUUGAAUACAUGGGCAUUCUUUCUAUCACCCACGAAGACAUGGUCCUUAGAGCAUGGCAAACGUUCACGAGUUGGUACAAGCAGCCUGAAGAGACAAACGAAGGGAUAGGAAGUAAAGUUGUGUCAUCUAAGUAUAUGAAAGGGUUCCGGGAAACAUUCUGUCGUCCAACGGGGGGUAUCAGGUUUGUCGGUUUGGUGGACACGACUAGCCAUGCAGCCCAGGACAAUAAGAAAUUGCCUUCCAAAAUAUGCAUCCCCGCCCGUACUAUUCGGCAUGCUGUAUCUAUUGAUGAAAGACAGACAAUAUUCCGUCCAAUACUUGUUGAAAAUAUGCCCUUUUGUGAGGGUGGAGCUACGCAGGAUAUCGAGGAGGUUUGGUUUCCAGGUAGCCAUGAUGAUCUCGGUGGGCAAAUGCCUGUAGAGGCUGACGAACCUUGGCCGCUUAGCCUGGUCCCCCUCUUGUGGAUAGUCAGGGAGGCCACAAAAGCUGGGUUGUAUUUUGACCGAGAAAAGCAAACACGCUUCACAUGCAAUCCACUCCUCCACGCAGGCCACUCGUUCUCAGAUCAGCAUAAUCAGUCAGAGCCUAAAGAUCCUGAGCGACCCUGGCGGCAUGCUAGCCAGACCGGUCAUCUACAUAAUCCCUUAAGAUUCGGACAUGGAUGGCCAUGGGCAACUGUGUACAGACGAAGGCUUAGGGAAUACUUUCUUUCGACCCGUCUAGAUAGUCCCGUGUCCUUCCUCAGACCUUCAAUCAUGAAAGGAAGUCCUCGACCGAUCUCACCCGUUGCUCUCUUGCACGUUUCUGUGGUGCUAAGAAUCAAGGCCGAUUUAACCUACCGACCUCCGAACCUAAUCGACAAGCAGGCAAACCAAGACAAGGAAUUAGCCAAGUGGACUAUGCUAAGAGACGAGAAUGAGAAUGCGCGAGGAUAUUAUGUUCGGGCGAUUCCGCAUCGCCGUGUGGUUGAAGUGGACCGCGGAGAAAGUCAUUCAAGCUCUGCCGCGGCUCCUGAUAUCGACACUUUUAUAUUUACCAAAGUUGAUGGGCAGGCGGACUCAUAUAGAUUGAAGGGAUUAUAA